AUUUAACUCUGAAAAUAGGAGGGAGUACUGUAUUAUAAAUUGAAGUGAAGGAACAAGUUCAAAUGUAGUGAAAAUGGCGAUGGAAGAGAAUGAACAAAGUGCAAUAGCGCAUGUUGUUUUCAUACCAUACGCCAUGACGAGUCAUAUAACUCCAUUGGUGCAUAUUGCUAGACUCUUGGCCUUCCAUGGCCUCAAAGUUACGAUCAUUGCCCCUCCACAUAAUGCCCUUCUUUUUCAGUCCUCUGUCGACAGAGACUGUCUGUUUUGGGGCAGUAAUAUUAGUGUCCGGACAAUUCAAUUUCCGUCAGAGGAAAUUGGAUUACCUGUGGGAAUUGAAAACUUCAUCGCAAGCCCUUCUAUGGAAAUAGUUGGCAAAGUUCACUAUGGGUUUCUUCUGCUCCAAAAGCCUAUGGAGCAAAUGAUUCGGGAGCUCAACCCAAACUGCAUAAUUUCCGAUAUGUUCUUCCCUUGGACUGUCGAUUUAGCUGAGGAGCUGCAAAUUCCAAGAUUCUCUUUUCAACCAGGCACUUUCGUUCAUCAAUGUGCUUGGGUUUUCAUCAGGGAAUUAAAACCUUACGAGAAUCAUGUGAGUUUUUCGAUUCCUGGUUUGCCUCUGGACAUCCAAAUGAAAGUCUCGGAGAUUGAAGAUUUUCUUAAAGGGGAAACUGAGUACAGAAAGACAGUGGAGGAUGUUUUACAAGCUGAGAUACGUAGCCAUGGUAUUAUUCACAACACUUGCUCUGAGCUGGAACCUGGGUUUGCCCAACUCUACGAAAAAGCUAGAGGAGUCAAAGGGUGGCAUAUAGGUCCAGUUGCUCUGUUUAUCAACAACUAUGAAGCCGAAAAUUCAUGUUGUGACCCUUGGAAAGGGUACGGUGAUUGUUUCGAUUGGCUUGAAAAUCAACAAUCUAAAUCUGUUCUGUUUGUUUGCUUUGGAAGCAUGAUCAGGUUUUCGGACGAUCAGCUUAAGGAAAUGGCUGUUGGAUUAAAGGCUGCAAACUGUCCAACUAUUUGGGUUUUCAAGGAGCAGGACAAAAAUGGCUUCUGUUCUAAACGUUUGAAAGAAAUGAAAGGGGAAAAUAUGUUUAUCAUCGAAGGCUGGGCACCACAAGUAUCAAUCCUGAAACAUGGAGCGAUUGGUGGAUUCUUAACUCAUUGUGGUUGGAACUCUAUACUUGAAUCUCUAUCCGUAGGUGUUCCAUUGAUCACAUGGCCACUUUUCUCAGACAAUUUCUAUACGGACAAGCUUUUGGAGAAACUUGGCCUUGCUAUUGGAAUUGGAGCAGAUGUGUGGAAUCCGGGGUUUAUAUUAUCAUGUCCAUCACUCUCAGGAGAGAAGAUAGAGUUGGCGGUCAAGCGUUUGAUCAAUAAUUCAGAGGAAAGUAGAAAUAUUAGAGAAAAUGCAAAGUUGAUGGCAAAGAAACUCAAAGUUGCCACGGAAGAAGGUGGUUCCUCUCAUGCACAGCUCAUGGGGUUGAUUCACGAGAUCAAGCGUUGUGCUCUCAAAAAAUCUUCACUUUGAAAUAAAUUUUAUUAUGUACGUUUUCUCUUCUUAAUUAAUUAGCCAUGCUUUGCACUUCUCAUGCAAUAUUUUGAGCAAAAUACAAGUCCUUAUUACUUAAACUCCAUUAUUAUCAUUAUUAGUAUAAUAUA
Messenger RNA from Solanum lycopersicum (tomato), 1653 nucleotides. It is a transcript of the gene GAME2, whose product is annotated as glycoalkaloid metabolism 2. The record is from RefSeq and is marked provisional. NCBI's taxonomy places the organism in Eukaryota, Viridiplantae, Streptophyta, Magnoliopsida, Solanales, Solanaceae. Gene Ontology annotation, molecular function: UDP-glucosyltransferase activity.